GUCUCAGUCUAGCCGUGCACUGCGAGCAUCAUGCCUCCACUGGGACAAACUGAGGCACCUCUUUCGCCCUCGCAGGCCUAUUUUUUUGGUCUCUCCUUUACCUUCAUCUAUGUCGGGUCCCUGUAUGUUUCCAAGAACGGCCGACUUUCCUUCAGCGCAAAAUCUUCACGUGGACCCCGUUUACGUGAAUCGAAUGAAAGGUGGCGAGACGACCCAGAUGUGAUACGAGCAAGAAUAACCGCAGUGACGAUCGCUACUGCUAUAUGUUGUGUUCUAGUCUGGCUUGUAGUAUGGAAGAGUGUUCAUGGUGGAAACCCGGAGAGCCUGUUUUUGGCUGGGGAACAUGCGUCUCGACUCGUGGGGAUUAAGUUGCCUCAUUUAUCAUCGAUACGGUCGAUGACGCUCACGGAUUUGUGGAAUAUACUCUCUCCAUACCUCCUCGCCCCACUUCUUUUCUUGGGACCUUUAUACGCGCAGUUCCUCCUUAUUACGCAACCGAAGAGAACGUGGAGCCUCAAAAGACACCUCCAAGAAACCUUUGUAAAUAUUAAAGGCUUGAGGAACUACGUUUUCGCGCCAAUAACUGAAGAAAUGGUGUUUAGGGCGUGUAUAAUUGCUGUUUAUCACCUUGGACGCGUCUCUAGGAACACCAUGAUCUGGAUUGGGCCUUUGAACUUUGGUAUAGCUCAUUUACACCAUGCUUGGGAUAUAUACAAUCGUUUCGGAAGAACCACUCAAGCGAUGAAACAGGCCGUUGUCACCACUUUGUUUCAACUGGGGUAUACAACCCUUUUCGGCGCAUUCUGUACGUUCGUUUUUCUGCAAACAGCUUCUCUUCCGCCUGUGGUGUUCGCCCACAUAUUUUGCAAUGUGAUGGGAUUACCGGAUGUGAAUGGAGAUUUUCGCAUUGGUGCGUUGCGUGGAAGGGGUUUUGCUGUGAAAAUCGCGUACGGUAUUGGGAUCGUAGGCUUUGCGUCUGCCUUGGGUUCUUGGACACUGCAUAGUGCACAGUCGAGUUUGUUGUGGAGGUGAUGAUGCGGGAUAUCGUAUAUCUUUUUCUCCGGAAUUCGUACAUGGGUGGGAUGACGUGCAGGUGCGUCUCUCCGCAUGUGUAUACAGUAGAAUACAAUAUUGUUUGUUCCACCGGAAACCAGGAACGGCAACAUGGAUGAUAUAAAUUCGAAUGUAUCUUCUCGAAUCUUCAAUCUAGAUGCUACUUCUCUUUUUACAACUUU
Messenger RNA from Marasmius oreades (fairy-ring Marasmius), 1235 nucleotides. RefSeq lists its product as uncharacterized. The transcript has 6 exons. Gene Ontology annotation, cellular component: endoplasmic reticulum membrane. Gene Ontology annotation, molecular function: metalloendopeptidase activity. Gene Ontology annotation, biological process: CAAX-box protein processing. NCBI's taxonomy places the organism in Eukaryota, Fungi, Basidiomycota, Agaricomycetes, Agaricales, Marasmiaceae. The record is from RefSeq and is a predicted model, not a curated record. Bases 31 to 1032 code for a protein of 333 amino acids.